UACUAGUUCCAUAAGUCUCUGACAGGGCUUCGCGCAACUGAAAGUCGCCGGCAGGCGACGACAGCGGCAUCGCUAGCAUUGCCGAUUAAGUUGGGGACCAACUUUGCAAUUCAGAGAUAUACAGCUAGCUGGACGUUACGUGUCUCGGCAAGUCAGUGUUUGACUACCUUAUACCGCAGCCCUGCUCACGGCGUGUCUGUCUCGCCCACCAUGAUCCCCUACCGCCUCAUAACAGCCGCCUCUCUAGGCGGUGCCUACCUCCUGUCGUCAGGGCGAAUCCCGCAAUGGCCGGCGCCGGGGUUCCUGGCCGCAUUCUCGGGCCUCCUGGGAAUCCAGUUGCUGGCGUGGGUUGUCUGGGCAGUGAUCCUCUACCCGAAGCUCUUCUCGCCUCUGCGAGGCCUUCCAGAGCCCGACGGCAAUUCAUUGUUCAUGGGCCAGUGGAAAGCAAUCACAUCGCUCCCGACUGGGAACCCCAUGAUGGAAUGGGUCAAUUCGAUCCCGCACAACGGGCUGAUCCGGUACCUUGGCCCAUUCAACCAAGAAAGACUCUUGAUCGCGUCGCCCAAGACCCUUGCCGAGGUGCUCGUGACGAAGAACUACGACUUUGUCAAGCCUCAGCAGAUCCGCUGGUCCAUCGGCCGUAUCCUGGGCAUUGGCGUGCUCCUCGCCGAGGGUGACGAGCACAAGGUGCAGAGGAGGAACCUGCUCCCGGCCUUUGCUUUCCGCCACAUCAAGGAUCUGUACCCGACCUUUUGGGAGAAGGCGCGCGAAGGCGUGCAGGCCAUCACGGACCAGAUCCUAGAGGGCGCUGCGGAGCGGCCCGAAUCCGACAAGAAUACCGCCGUCGUCGAGGUGGGCAGCUGGGCAUCGCGCAUAACCCUCGACAUCAUCGGACUGGCAGGUUUGGGCCGCGACUUUGAGGCCAUCAAGAACCCGGACAACCGGCUCAGCCGGGCGUACGCCGAGGUGUUCAGGCCAAGUCGCCAGGCCCGUAUUCUGCAGUUGCUUUCCAUUAUCAUCCACCCCAGGAUUAUCAACCUGCUGCCGGUAAAGCGGAACGACGACAUCGAGGGCGCAGCUCGUCUGAUCCGAGCUGAGUGCGCCGAGCUGAUCAGGGAGAAGAAGGAGAAGCUGGCACGCAAGGAGCUGACCGACCUCGACAUCCUCUCGGUGGCCAUCGAGUCGGGAGGCUUCAGCGACUCGAAUCUCGUCGACCAGCUGAUGACGUUCCUCGCGGCCGGGCACGAGACCACGGCGGCGUCCAUGACUUGGGCGGCCUAUCUGCUCGCCAAGUACACCGACGUGCAAGAGCGGUUGCGGGCCGAGGUGCGCGAACGGCUGCCGCCCAUCUCCGGCGCAGGGGGCGGCAGCACCGUGUCGAGCUUCGACAUCGACCGGAUGCCGUAUCUCAACGCCGUCUGCAACGAAGUGCUGCGCUACUUCGGCCCGGUCCCUCUCACGCUGCGCGAGUCGGCGUGCGACACCAGCAUCAACGGGCACUUCGUUCCCAAGGGCACGCGCAUCGCCAUCGCCCCCUGGGCCAUCAACAAGUCCGAGGCGCUGUGGGGCCCGCAUGCGCGCGAGUUCAAUCCGGACCGCUGGAUGCCCAAGUCGGACCAGGACAGGCAUGCCGCGAGCGGAGGCGCGAGCAGCAACUACGCCUUCAUGACCUUCCUGCACGGCCCGCGCAGCUGCAUCGGCCAGGCGUUCGCCAAGGCCGAGUUCGCCUGUCUACUGGCCUCCUGGGUAGGGCGGUUCAGCCUGGAACUGCACAACGAGGAAGAGGCGGAUGAAAGCAAGAUCGAGAUCAAGGGCGGCGUGACGGCAAGGCCCGCGAGGGGCAUGUACCUCAGGAUGACGCUUCUGGACGGAUGGUGAAAUGGCUUUGGUGGCUCCUUGGAUCCUUGGAUGCCUCCCGCUUUUGGCCCUGGAAGGUCUCCUAGGGGCUUAUCGGAGAAGCCAAGGGAUAACGGAUAUUCUC
Messenger RNA from Chaetomium strumarium, 1981 nucleotides. RefSeq names its product cytochrome P450. The coding region runs from base 211 to 1878 and encodes 555 amino acids. The record is from RefSeq and is a predicted model, not a curated record. Lineage: Eukaryota; Fungi; Ascomycota; Sordariomycetes; Sordariales; Chaetomiaceae. The transcript has 2 exons. Gene Ontology annotation, molecular function: monooxygenase activity; heme binding; oxidoreductase activity, acting on paired donors, with incorporation or reduction of molecular oxygen.